Messenger RNA from Candidula unifasciata, 386 nucleotides. Lineage: Eukaryota; Metazoa; Mollusca; Gastropoda; Stylommatophora; Geomitridae. The record is from the annotation of a GenBank genome assembly.
AUUCUAGUGGCAAAAAUUUGGCAGCCAUGACGGAAGUUUUUCCAUUGCAGCAGACGUCAAACAAUGAGCUUUCUCCGGAUAAUAUUCUUCUUUAUGAUGACGACGAUAAUGGAGUGGCCAUUCUGGAUGAUGCAGAAUUAGGAUCGCUUAUGAACAGUUACAGUGAUGAUCAGCCAGUCGUCUUUGCGAAGCGAGGACGAUAUUACAACAGAAACCAAGGUCACACGAAGAGAAACAGUCCUGAGCGACUUAAUCAGAAGAUUGAUGGCUCUCAAAGGGAACUCAUUCACAGAUGGCCGGAUAACCAUGAUGCGAUUUGGCACAGGCAGACGAAAAUAAAAUAUCUCCGCUUAGUAUUUGCCAAAGAGAAUUCCUUAAAAUUAUAA